This is a messenger RNA of Gadus morhua (Atlantic cod), 2284 nucleotides long. RefSeq names its product TLE family member 2, transcriptional corepressor b (gene tle2b). Gene Ontology annotation, biological process: regulation of DNA-templated transcription; negative regulation of canonical Wnt signaling pathway. The record is from RefSeq and is a predicted model, not a curated record. NCBI's taxonomy places the organism in Eukaryota, Metazoa, Chordata, Actinopteri, Gadiformes, Gadidae. Gene Ontology annotation, cellular component: transcription regulator complex; nucleus. Gene Ontology annotation, molecular function: transcription corepressor activity; protein binding.
GAGAGAGAGAGAGAGAGAGAGAGAGAGAGAGAGACUCACGGGGAGUGGGGAGAGCGAGAGGAGUAGAGGAGGCGAGCACCAGUCGGAGGAAGAGAGAGAGAGAGAGAGAGAGAAGUGGGCUGGAUGUGGACAGAGCCGCUUGUUUACAUUUGCGUGUACCGCCGUCGUCCUGCCCCGCUGAACACACACGCGGGGAGCGGCGCUGCGUGUGUGUGUGCUCGUGUCCGUCCGUGCACGUGUGUGUGUUAGGAGGAAACGCCUGCUUGUCACGCCAGUAUGUGUGGACCUUGACUGAUCACAGGACUACGGAGGAGCGACCGGAGAAACGAGGCUGUGGAAAAGCGAUAGAACGAGGAAGCCAACGAGGGAGAGAGAGAGAGAGAUAGAGAAAGAGAGCGGUUGUUGUGUAACUGGAGGAGUGGAUGAGGAAGCUGGGUUCCACUGGGAGGCUGUUGGAUCCACAUACGGACUGACGGACAGAUCGGACAAAGUUUGUCGCUGUGACAGCAGGACAAUAACACAGGACAAGAACACAGACCUGAGAGGAAGGCGAAGGAGUCGAGGCAAAAAGGAGGAAAGGCAGAAGACGGAGAGACAGACUUUGGAGGAGUACAGACUUCUGACCGGCCCAGCUAAGGAGGAGCAGGGACUGGGAUUACUUGGUGACACUGUGGGUGCGUUGUGGGAGAGAGCGAGGGGGUGCACUUGUGUGUGACACCGGUGGAGGGCAGAGGAGCGGAGGGCCAGGUCACUAACCUGGCCAUCAAACGCACGGGCAGACUCUCCUCUCCUGGGAUCAUGUACCCUCAGGGCAGGCAUCCGGGCCUACUCGUUCCACGUGGCGGCCGACGGCCAGAUGCAGCCCGUGCCCUUCCCCCCGGACGCCCUGCUGGGCCCGGGCAUCCCGCGCCACGCCCGGCAGAUCCACACGCUCAACCACGGCGAGGUGGUGUGCGCCGUCACCAUCAGCACCUCCACCCGACAGGUGUACACCGGCGGCAAGGGCUGCGUGAAGGUGUGGGACAUCAGCCAGCCGGGCAGCAAGAGCCCCAUGGCCCAGCUGGACUGUCUGAACCGGGACAACUACAUCCGCUCCUGCAAGAUCCUCCCCGACGGGCGCACCUUGAUCGUGGGCGGGGAGGCCAGCACGCUGUCCAUCUGGGACCUGGCCACGCCCACCCCCCGCAUCAAGGCGGAGCUCACCUCCUCGGCGCCCGCCUGCUACGCGCUGGCCAUCUCCCCCGACAACAAGGUCUGCUUCUCCUGCUGCAGCGACGGCAACAUCGUGGUCUGGGACCUCCACAACCAGACGCUGGUCAGGCAGUUCCAGGGCCACACGGACGGAGCGAGCUGCAUCGACAUCUCCAACGACGGCACCAAGCUGUGGACGGGGGGCCUGGACAACACGGUGCGCUGCUGGGACCUCCGGGAGGGACGGCAGCUGCAGCAGCACGACUUCACCUCACAGAUCUUCUCUCUGGGCUACUGUCCCACCGGAGAGUGGCUGGCGGUGGGCAUGGAGAGCAGCAACGUGGAGGUCCUGCACGUCUCCAAGCCUGACAAGUACCAGCUGCACCUCCACGAGAGCUGCGUGCUCUCCCUCAAGUUUGCCUCCUGCGGCAAGUGGUUUGUGAGCACAGGCAAGGACAAUCUGUUGAAUGCAUGGAGGACGCCGUACGGAGCGAGCAUCUUCCAGUCAAAGGAGUCGUCGUCCGUCCUGAGCUGCGACGUCUCGCCCGACGAUAAGUACAUCGUGACGGGCUCCGGGGACAAGAAAGCCACCGUCUAUGAAGUGGUGUACUGAAGGCCCCCCCGGGCCCCUAGCUCAACGCAGUGCAGCGCUGGCUGUGUGUGGGUUUGGGGGGGGUGUAUAUAUCUGUGUGUGUGAGGGGUGUUGACUGGUGAUUUCACAUCCUUCCAGUGGGGGGGGGGGGGGGGGGGGGGGGGUUGAUGAAGUAAUGUGGAGGGAUGUUGAGCCGUGGGUUUGGAUGGGGAGGUAUCGAAUAGUAACGGAACAACUCGUGUAACCAGCCCUCCUCAAAACGCACACACACACACACAAACAACUGCAUUCACUCACAUGCACCUCGCACACGCACGCACACACGCACACACACACACACGCGCAAACACACAUAAAGCCCCUUCCUGUGUUCAUCCCUUAUUCAGCUCCGCUCACAUGCUGCCCCCUGCCCUCGACUGUGAUUAAGAAUCCCCCCCGCCUUUCCUUCCCCCACACACACACACACACGCGCACACACACACACACACACACACACACACA